AUGGAAAUGGAAAAGUUGCUAGCGAUGGGUGGUCAGCUUGGCCUGGCGGGCGCUCAGCUCCGAAAAUGGGUAGAAGAUAAACAGCGAGAGGAUCGAGCGUUUGCACGGCAGACAGCGGAGGAUGAGCGCACAGCCGCGAAGGAGGCUGACGAGCGUCAGAUUCAGCUUAUGCGCCUGAAAAUAGAGUGUCAGCAGCUGGAGAAGGAGACCAGAGAAAAGGAAGGGAGCCGGGGAAAAGACGCGGAGCCAAGCUUGAAACUGAACACAAGCAAACCGGCGGAUGGUGAGACCGCAGCUCAGUUCUCGGCGCGUCUCAGCCACUAUUUCGAUCGCUGGAUCGAGCUGUCCGAUACGAAACACGAGUUCAAAGACCUCCGAGAGCUCCUGAUUAAGGAAAGGUUCCUACACGGGUGUCAUUCCAACAUGGCGCUCUAUCUGAAGGAAAGGAAGGCGAAAUCGUUGGGAGAGAUGCUGGAUCUAGCCGACCAGUUUUUAGAAGCGCAGGGAAGCCUUAACCUCGCCAAAGUAAAGAAGGAUAACCGAGAUGAUAUCGGGAGGCCCGAAACUGCCGAGAAAAGAAGCAGUCAACGAAAUGCGCCUCGUUGUUAUCUUUGCAACCGCGCUGGGCAUCAGGCUUCACACUGCCGGGCCCACACCACUAACAACCACAGCCUUACCUGCUUCAAGUGCGGGCGAAAGGGCCACAAGGCCGACGCGUGCCGGUCGGGAACAAACGAUAGGCCUCAGGCAUCGUGCGUUUACUCCCCCGUCGGGGUGACGAAUCGGGAGGGCAUUCGCGACGGCUACCUAGAGCUGAAGGAUGGGGAAAGAAUCCCCGUCGUGAAUGCAGUCAUGAUAACACAGCCGAAGUUUCUAGUCGAAGGACUGCCGGUGGUCGCCGGAACGUAUGAGGGCAAAUCGAUUUCGGUAUUGCGAGACACCGGGUGCAAUACGGCGAUUAUAAAACGAGAGCUCAUCCGCGACGAUCAGCUCACAGGAGAGACCCAGCCCGUUUAUGUAGUCGACGGAACAGCUAGGAUGCUGCCCGAAGCGCGGGUGGAGAUCGACACCCCGUACUAUUCAGGGGACAUCACGGCGCUCUGCAUGGCGGAGCCGCUCUAUGACCUAAUCCUUGGAAAUAUAGAAGGCGCGAGGGCACCCGACGACCCAAAGGCGGCAGUGGAAGAACCCAUCAGCAACGAGCCCGCUGAUGAGGAAGCUGUAGCAGCAGUUGUAACGCGCUCGCAGAUGAGGAACCAACCCCAAAGGUUCCAAACCCUCAAAGCCCCCGACGUCCCAGCACAGCCGCUAAACAGGGAUUACGCGGAUGAGCAGGAAGCGGACGAGUCGCUCAGGCCGUGCUUCUCUCAGAUUGGCAAGAAACUGACGUGCAGGGAUUCCGAAGGAAAUAUCGAAUUCCACCGGGAGGGUAGGCUACUGUACCGCAGCUAUACACCGAGAAAACCGGACACGUGGUGCGUCAGCUGGUCGUCCAGGUGCCAUCGAGAAGCGGUAUUGAAAACUGCACAUGACGGAAUAAUGGCUGGUCAUUUGGGCGUGCAAAAGACGAAGGACCGAAUUUUGGAGGAAUUUUUCUGGCCGGGCAUCACCGCAGACGUGAAGAGAUUUGUCGCAUCAUGUGACAUCUUCCAGAGAAGGAUCCCAAAGGGCAGAGUAACCCGUGUGCCGCUGGGGAAGGCGCCGCUCAUUGAAACCCCAUUCAAAAGAGUGGCCAUAGACAUCGUGGGCCCAAUCCAGCCCCCUUCCAAGCACGGAAAUCGGUAUAUCCUGACCCUAAUGGAUUACGCGACCCGAUACCCCGAGGCCGUGGCGCUGCCGAGUAUUGAGACGGAGAGGGUCGCUGAGGCGCUAGUAGAAAUUUUUUCUCGAUUUGGCGUCCCGAACGAAGUCCUAAGCGACCGGGGCACCAAUUUUACUUCUGACUUGAUGAAGGAGGUUGCCCGACUUCUCUCCAUACGCCAGCUGUAUACAACGCCGUACCACCCUAUGGCAAAUGGGUUGGUCGAGAAAUUCAAUGUCACCCUGAAACUGAUGUUAAAGAGAAUGUGCGCCGAAAAACCGAGAGACUGGGACCGCUACCUGGCGCCGUUGCUCUUCGCGUACAGGGAGGUCCCCCAGGUAAGUUUGGGCUUCUCGCCCUUUGAGCUGUUGUAUGGGCGGCAUGUGAGGGGACCCCUGGCCAUUUUGAAGGAACUGUGGACGAACCACCAACUCGACGAGGAGGAGAAGACUACCUAUCACCACGUUUUCGACCUCCGAAAUCGGCUGGAAGAGACAUGCAAGCUAGCGCACGAGGAGCUCGCAAAGGCCGGAGCACGCUACUCAAAAAUGUACAACCGGAAAACUAAAGAAAGGUUAUUCCAACCAGGAAACAAAGUGCUGAUUCUGCUGCCUACCGAUAACAACAAGCUACUGCUUCAGUGGAAAGGGCCUUUCGAGGUCAAGGAGAAGAAGGGAGAGGCCGACUACAUCAUCGAGACAGCAGGGGGGAGAAAGAUUUUUCAUGCUAACAUGCUGAAAAAAUACGAAGAGCGGGAAAGCCAACCGGUGGAAAGGGUGUGCCAGGCGAUCUGCGGCGUCACAGACACGGACAGCGAUGGAGCCAUUCCUGUUCCAGCGUUUCGGCAAUCCGAGGACGAGCGAGAUGUAAGGCUUUCUGAUUGUUUGGGGGUGGAUCAGCAGAAACAGCUCCGAGAUGUGAUUUCAGAACACUCGUGCAUUUUCUCCGACGUCCCGGGCAAGACGGACUGGGCCGAUUGCCGGUUGGAGCUCACUACCGACACUCCGGUCCACGUGAGGCAGUAUCCGCUUCCAUUUGCGACGAGAGAGAACGUGGAGAGAGAGGUGCAGGAGGUGGAGCGACUCGGAAUAAUUGAGAAAUCUCAGUCGCCCUACAACGCUCCAGUCCUUUUGGUCAAGAAACCGGACGUGCAGACGGACCACCAACCGCUGAGCUACAUCCAAGAAGCGAGGCAGCUAAACAGCCGAGUCCUCCGUUGGAGCUUGCUGCUCCAAGAGUAUCAGUUUAGCGUCGAGCAUAUCAAAGGCAAGGAAAACAUGGGAGCUGAUUAUCUCAGCAGGUUGUAG
Ixodes scapularis (black-legged tick) is the source of this 3108-nucleotide messenger RNA. RefSeq lists its product as uncharacterized. Lineage: Eukaryota; Metazoa; Arthropoda; Arachnida; Ixodida; Ixodidae. The transcript has 3 exons. Bases 1 to 3108 code for a protein of 1035 amino acids. Gene Ontology annotation, molecular function: zinc ion binding; nucleic acid binding. The record is from RefSeq and is a predicted model, not a curated record. Gene Ontology annotation, biological process: DNA integration.